Molecule: messenger RNA, 2641 nt
Organism: Mugil cephalus (flathead mullet)
Lineage: Eukaryota; Metazoa; Chordata; Actinopteri; Mugiliformes; Mugilidae
Product: interleukin-17 receptor A
Exons: 12
Coding region: 430-1956 (508 amino acids)
Molecular function (GO): interleukin-17 receptor activity
Source: RefSeq, a predicted model, not a curated record
CCCAGCAUGUCGUCUGCUGAUUUCUUCACCCUCUUCAAGUUAGGCCUCUUCACUCCCUUCAGCUCAUUGAUCUUCAGAUUCAGAGUCUCGAUCUGUUCCACAAAAAUCACGUGUUGAAGACAAGCUCCUGACAGGAUUCUUGACAACCGCAAGGACUGCCUGCAACCGGGUCUUCCCCACUGCAAAAUUCUCAACUGCUCGGACGAACGCAUAGUUGCAAGCAAUGUACUUUCUCCAACCGGCCCAGACUGGGGUCCUGAGAGUGUCGGUGUGGACAAACAAGGUCUCCUUCCUGUUGUGAAUGUGGGAUGGCACAUAAGAUCUGAUGCGUCCAUCCGUUCCCUUGAUGCAUCAGAGAUACGUAUUGUGGAUGAAAGUGCGAAUCAAAGUCUGUGUGUGCAGUUUCAGUAUUCUUGCAGUUUUCCACGAAUGCAAAAUCCAAACUCUAACAGGUGGACAUUUUCCUUGGAUGAAGUUGUGGUGGAGCCUGGGCAUACUUACAUGGUGUCAGUUGUUAAUUUGCCAGAACCUGAGUUUGGAGAUAACAGAAUUAGAAAGCAAAUUACCGUCCCUGGAUGUUUUGACAGAAGAAUUCAAAUGGCGCAAAUGUGCCUGGAAAAUGGAAGCCUGUGGGAUCCCAACAUGUCUGCCGCUGUGUUGGCUGACGACAAAUCUAAAGUGUCCAUUGUUGUGGAUUUUGAGACAGCACAGUAUUCAGAGAGAUACCAAGUUUCCAUCAUGAACAAUGGCGUCCUUUACUCAAAGAAUGUCUCAAAGGAAAACAGAACAUCGCUGAACGUCACAUUGGAGUUUGAAUUAUGGCAGCUCCCACAGUGUGAAACACUUAUAAUGAUCAAGCCAUUUUUUAUACGAUGCAAAAAUGACUGUGGGAGCGUCAGGAAAAGAGUUAUGUACUGCUUUAAUUAUCCACGGACUUGGGUUAUAAAGGUCGUUAUGGGAAUGCUUGCCAUCGGUGGUUGUCUUGUGUAUUUCAUGUGGAGCACAUAUCACAAAGAUCCGCUGGACACAUCUUCACCUGCUGCCAAGGAACAACCAGAGGUGUUCCAGGUCCAAGAGAGGAGACGCGUCCUCAUCAUCUACUCCCUCGACCAUCCUUUAUACAAAGACAUUGUUCUCAAGCUUUGUGCCUUCCUGGCAACCAAGUGUGGUACUGAAGUGGUCCUGGAUCUGCUGGACUCCACCCGGCUGGCGGUGCUAGGAGGCAUCCAGUGGCUGGACUGGCACAAAGAGCAAAUAGAGAACUCGUCAGAUAAGAUACUAAUCCUGUGCUCACGGGGAGUGCAAGCCAAAUGGAGAGCCAUGUGCAGCGACAGGCCGAUUUUCCUGAAAGAGGACGCCCUUUCACCUGUAGGCGACAUGCUCACCCCGUCCCUAAGCCUCAUGGUCCCACAUUUUAUCCGGUCUGCAUCAUUUAAAAAGUACAUCGUGGCUUACUUCGACGAUGUUUGUUCUGAGGAGGACAUCCCUUCACCUUUCAACAUCACGGUACGAUAUAAGCUGAUGAAACAGUUCGAGGAGGUCUUUUUCAGAAUCCUGGACACGGAAAAGCAGGAACCAGGCAGAGUGAAGCAGAUCGAAGGGCUUUUAGAGGACAAAUACCACCAGUGUCCCUCGGGCAGAGCCCUGCACGAUGCUAUAGAGGCUUUCCGUGAUUAUCAGCUGGAGCAUCCACGGUGGUUUGAAGAGGAAUUACUGGAAAGCUCCGAGUUGGAGCUUGAGGAGACUUCAGAUGAAAUGUAUCCAUACCCAAAAGCCAUCACCAACACAAUCACGUACUCUGGGCUUGACUCAGAAGUCGUUGGUCAUGUGAAGAAGCAAGAAAGAGAAGUCACCAUAAACAAAACAAACCUUUACAUGGCUGAAAAGCUUCACAUAUGCUCCACAACCGUGUUCAAACCUCUUAUCGAGAGAGCGGGUUUAACAGAAUAUUAUUAGUUCAACCUAGCAUUGGUUAUGUAGGAGAGAGACAGAAAAGACAGAGAAACAUGUCCAUCCACACGCAAACAUAAAGCUGAUAUCCACAAUAUGUGGACAUUUUGCACCCAAAUACGUGUCUUAAGUUUUGUUCUGCAGUGUUUUUGCUCUUUUGCCACAUCAUCCUUUGCUUUUUCCCUGAGACAAUUACAAAGAAGUCCAGAGAUCUGUGGUUGAUGCUUGUGGCCUGUGUAAACAGUGCUCGGGUCAAAGUUCAGCCUUCUGGGCAAAGUUUGUAGGAUUUUUGUUUCAGAGAAGGUAAGCACAAAAACGGUCUGUGGAGCUGCUGCUUUUUAUAAAGAACUGACCAAAUAUAAAAUGCUUUUAUUUAGUAAAAUCAUGGACAAAUAUGAUAUAAUGUGAUUUAGUGUAGUGUGUUUAUGGUGAUAUACUACAGAUGUUCUUUCUAAUUGUCUUUGUUUUGGAAAUGUUUUCAGAUUAUUCUGUUCUAAUUGUAUGCAUGUGUUUAUAUUGAUGCCGUAUAUGUCUAAUUCUCGCUGGGAUUUUGGUUAUUUUGAUUAUAGAUCAGGGCUGGGCAAUUCAUUUUUUACAGGGGGCCGCAUGAAAAAUCUGAACUGUGUUGGAGGGCCAAACCAAACGAUAACUUGAACGUUAUUCUGCUCAAUAUUAUUUUUUUCCCAUUGUA